CCCAUCUGCCAACUCAGCUGAUCGAUGCGAGCCUGAGAAACGUGCCGAGAACAACAGACAUUCCCCGGUGCGCCAUUGGAGGCACAGUGCGGCCCUGGAGCGGAUGCCCAGGCCCUCUUGCUGAGCGGACGAGUCCGUUUCCAUCGCUCAGCCGCUUCUCGUGUGCAAACUGAUCCAUCAGCGGCUUAUCGUCACUGCCGAACGCCAAUAGCCGAACGCACCACGUAGCGGCCUCUCGUCCGACGGUGAGUCGGAAGAUGCGGCGAUUGGCACAUUCACAAACAGACUAGGACGAUCUGUUUGCGGACUUGUUGGUUGAUUGAGCGUGUGCGGCUGGCCGCCGGCUCAUACUUUGAUAGGCAAGCACUGAUGCACACAACACAUGCAUCAGGUGCCUGCAGGCCAUCUGUGUGCGUGGUCCAUGGUGCAGCUGUCCGUCUGUUUGAGUGAGUGAGAGCGAUGUCGUCGGGUCGUCAGGACAGCGACAUGGCCCCUGCUGGCCCGGUGGACGGUGGCGGUACCGAUGAAGGUACACGCAGCUCAGACAGAUGCAGCACAUCACACAUCACACACAGCAUCAUCGUGUGUGUGGAUGUGUGUGUUCCUUUGCAGACGAUGUAGCCGAGGAGGAGACCAACGGUGGCGGUCAGCACAUAGGGAACAAAGACAAUCGCAAUGAUGGCGUUGACAAGGGUGAGCGACGGGCUGUGAGAUAUAGCAAGCAGCACGGUCACGACUGCUCGUCUGUAUGUGUGCAGGUGUUGGUGGCGGUGUUAGCGGUGUUGGCCGUGUUUGUGGGAGUCGCGGUGUCGGCGUCGGUGAGGGUGCUGGCGGGCAGCAGCGCAGCGGGCAGAGCCGGAGACGACAGAACAGAGGUACACGCCGGCCGACCCACCGCCACACAAAUCAGAAUCGCCGCUCGAGCUCCCUGUUGUGCCAACCACAGGUGCGCCGUUACCACCUGGGUGGAAGAGCUCGGGGGUCGACGUCAGCGUCCCUGCUGGCACUGGUGACGCCAGCUUGAUUCUGUCCAAGGGCAUCAUGGAGCGCGCCAUCACUGACGCACAGCAGGUCACGGACGUUAUCCAGCAGCAGGGAUCGGAUCCCGACUUGAUGGCGGGGCUGCGGGCGAGCUCUACGGGUGCCUAUUUAGCCUAUUCUAUGCUCUCGCUGUGCAUUGACAACCCCAUCGACAACAGCGUGCCGUCCAUCUGGGCAUACGACGGCGAUGCUGGUGCGCGUCCGGUCGUCAUGCCCAUGUGGCAGACCCCCGGCCUCCAGCUCGCCGUCAUGCAGGCUCUGAUCGACAACGGCGCCGACAUCAAUGCGGGUCAGAGCAGCGACCAUACGCCCAUCCGAGUGUCCAUCGCUUCGUGCAACCCGGAGGCAUUCGGCCUCCUGAUGGGCCAGCCAGGUACACACCCAUUCACAGCAUGGUUUACGUCUGUCUUUCUGUCUGUCUGUCUGUCUCUUCCAGGCAUCUAGCUGCAGGGGCGAUACGUGAUCGGUCUGCCGCCCACAUUGCCGACGGACCAGCCGAAUGAGGACAGCGAGGCCACGCUGCUGUCCUUCUACCGGCAGCUCAUCCAGCGGGACAGCACACUCGCGACUGAGCGGGACCCGUGUGGCACCUUGAACCUGGUGCCUUGGGCGGCCUCGAGCCAUCCCGUCUGGUCUCAGCAAUUCAUCGAGAGCUACAUCGACCUGCUGGUGGCCAACGGGGUGGACAUCGCGGCCGUGGACAACGAGGGAGGGACGCCAUUGCAUUUCGCGACCUACAGCGGCUCCCACCGUGUCGCUGCCUCUCUCUGCCGCCGUCUCACCGCUGCUGACAUCAACAGAGGGACGCUGCAUGCCCCCACGCACACACCCCUCCUCGUCGCCGCCCUACAGCUCUAUGACGACACACAACGGCUGCGGGACAUCACGGAGCAGGCCGAGAGGGAUCGGGCCACCAUCCGGAUCUCCAACCUCAAGACCACCAUCCGUGUGCUCCUAACUGUCGGUGGCGACAUCGCCCUCAUGCCCACAGCCACAGAGCGAGAACGCCGUCUUCGCAAGCUGGUGGUGGCGGAGCGCGGGACAGUUGUCAAGGAGCUGAUCAUUCCCGAGCUGCGCCCUGCCACCAUCGAGGCGCAGGAGCGGCUGCAGAAGCUGAAGGAGCACCGCGACAAACACAACACACACAAGAGGCGGCAGGCCACGCGAGAGGCCAGGGAAGCCCCCACAGCGGCCGAGUUGGCGCGGCAGCAGAGGGAAGCCGACGCCAAAGCGGAGGCUCUCAUCAGAGAGGAGGAGGCAACUAUGGCGAAGGCGGGCAAGAAGAAGAGCAAGGGGGGCAAGGGGCAGACGAAGACGGGCAAGGGGCAGCCCAGCACAGCCACAGCCACCUCCACCUCCACCAGCAGCCCGCCGGGUGGCGAAGACGACCAGGCGGACAGCACUGUGGCAGCGGAUGACGCUGAGGAGGACAGCGACGCCCUGCUGCUGGAGUCUACCUUCGCCAGCCGCGCCAUCGAAAGGCAGAAGCAGACAACCAACCCCAAACAGUACAAGGCGGCGGCACCCACCAGACCCGAGCCAGCUACCCACACCGAAGAGUCGACUCGUCCCCCCUUCUCGCCCUUCCAGCCCCCCACGGCCAAGCACAAAACGACUGAGCAGCUGUCAGCUGACCGUCUGCUGCUCUCCCGCCCCAGCGGCAUGUCGACGGCCGACCAGACGCCCCGCGAGGAGCGCCUGCCGCGCCCAUCGGCAGGCAGCAAGUUGGGCAGAGGCAGGGGGCUGGGCGUGCCAGCUGCUGCACCAUCCUCAGCGGCUCGGCCGGUCCCUCCCUCUCCCUGUCUGCCGUCGGCUGAGGAGCUGCGCGAGUCGGCCAAGCGGCCUUCGUUUGUGUCGUCGACCCCACCCCCUCCGCCCCUCCCACCUGCACACCAACCGGCGAGCGGUGCCGAUGAGGAAUUCCCGCCUCUAGGGCAUGUGUCACAGCAGCUGUAAGCAGACAGACACAGAGAAGGGGAUGGACGGAUGUGCACAAUGAAUGGCGCUGCUGUGUGUCGUCGUCUCUCUUUGUAUCAGUGACGGCCUGUUUGCCUCUUCGUCAAGUGGGUAUCGUCCCUCAUAUCACCGCGGCCCUCCGCCACUCGUCAAGUACCCCAAGUCAGGCACAUACAGGCCGAUAUGAGGCCACCUCACGGACACACCGGUGGGUGACGGUUCUGCAUGCAACUCUUCAGGCCGUUGGGGACUUCGUUGAGUCACGACGACACCCGUCAGUCGCCAUUCUGCGAGCCAAGGUGCGUAUACGUGAGCUGCCGACCAACACACGCCACAUGGCCGCCACCAAAUCGCCAUGUCUGUGUUGCAUCGUGUCAGAUCCGCGUUUGAUGCCUGUCCCUCGUCCAGUAGCUACGACCAUCCCAGUGCUGCACCAGCAGCAGCAGCAGCCGCAUUCGCAACAGCAUCAGCAUCAUACCAAGAGCCACUACUAGCGUGGACAGGCUGACCCACCCACACCACACCACACAGGCGGCUCGUCACGUAUUGGCUUUGCGUGUGCUACCAGGUCAUCGCACUAUGAUGAGGGCGGACAGGACGCCCCGGUGUCGGCACACCUUGCUGCUGCUCCCAAUGCUGUAGAUGAUAGGUGGGUGUCGAUUGGCUGUCUCACUUCUCAGUGUCCACAUGUCUGUAUGUGUGUGUAUGUGUGUGUGUGUGUGCAGGGUGGGCGUGUCGUUGCGGGAGGCUCAGCUGCAGCGCGAGAAUGAGGAGCUCAAGCGAAGGUACACACAAUCCCAUAAUACAGCACAUGAGAAUGAAACGAAACUGUCCCGUUGGUCGGUCAGACUUGCCGAGCUCACCACCGCCCAGCAGCACCAGCAUCCUUCCCCCGGACAUCCCUCUGGCCAGCUGAUACAUACAUUUCACACACAAUCAAACGUAGAUCAGUGA
Messenger RNA from Vitrella brassicaformis, 3951 nucleotides. NCBI's taxonomy places the organism in Eukaryota, Vitrellaceae. The record is from the annotation of a GenBank genome assembly.